Messenger RNA from Dalotia coriaria, 1461 nucleotides. Its product is annotated as splicing factor YJU2. The record is from RefSeq and is a predicted model, not a curated record. The coding region runs from base 138 to 1157 and encodes 339 amino acids. Gene Ontology annotation, cellular component: U2-type catalytic step 1 spliceosome. The transcript is spliced from 3 exons. NCBI's taxonomy places the organism in Eukaryota, Metazoa, Arthropoda, Insecta, Coleoptera, Staphylinidae. Gene Ontology annotation, biological process: mRNA splicing, via spliceosome.
UAAAAUUUUACACCGUUGCCACGAUUCAACUCCGUCUUGUUUAUUUUAAAGGUUACGUUUACUCUGAGUUGCGUAUGUACUUCGUAAAAGCAGAAGUAAAUAAUAUUUUGCAGUAAAUAAAGUUGUAAUACUUCAAAAUGUCUGAACGAAAAGUAUUAAAUAAAUACUAUCCACCAGACUUUGAUCCAUCAAAGAUUCCUCGUAUGAAAUUGCCCAAAAAUCGACAGUAUACUGUACGUUUGAUGGCUCCAUUUAAUAUGAGAUGUGCUACAUGUGGAGAGUAUAUUUACAAAGGGAAAAAGUUUAAUGCCAGGAAAGAAGAUGUUGAAAAUCAAGAUUAUUUAGGAAUACGAAUUUAUCGCUUCUAUAUAAAAUGUACUAGAUGUCUACAAGAAAUUUCUUUCAAAACUGAUCCAAGAAAUACUGAUUAUGAAAUUGAAGCUGGUGCAACAAGAAAUUUCAUGGCUCUAAAAUUAGCUGAGGAAUUAGCACAGAGAGAAGAAGAAGAAUUAAAAGAGGAGGAAGCUAGUAAUCCAAUGAAACUGCUUGAAAACAGGACUAAACAGUCCAAGAAUGAGAUUGAAUUGCUGGAAUCACUUGAGGAGUUAAAGGAUUUAAACAAGAGACAGCAAACAGUUGAUUAUGACACAAUGCUGUCUGCAUAUGAUGUUAAACUCAGCGAGCGUGAACGUGAGGAGCGAUUACAACAACUUGAUGAAGAAUACAUCAAGACUGUUAAGUUUCAAUCAAGUGGUAAGAGAAAAGUUGUCACUGAGGAGGAAAUCAUUGAAGAUGGCGACACCAGUGGGCCUUCAGCAAUUAAACAAAGCAAACUUGAUUCUAAAACUAAUUCUAGUAGUACAGAAAUAUUAGUAGACACAAGUACAGAUACUGCUGCUUCCUCAAGAGUUCUAACAAUGUCAGCAAAACCAAAAGCAUCUGCUGAUAAUACUUGGAAUAAAAGUAUUGGUGGAUUAGGUAAGAAAAAGUUGGUUGGGUUGGUAAAAAUUAAGUCAAAGGAAACUACAGAGGAAAAUAAGAGUUCUACAACAACAACAGAUUCAGUUAUUCCACAAAAAGCGCCAGAAACUACAGGUAAUGGUUUAUCAUUAUUAGGUGCUUACUCAGAUAGUGAUGAGAGUGAAGCAAAUGAUUGAUUAUUGACUUAUUUAUGUAAUAAUUUAGCACAAUUGUAAAAAUUGUUUUAAUUUUUCGGAUAAACCGUAAUCAAAAUUUAGGCAACCUAUUUUUGAGCUUUGUUUUUAUUUCAGUAUAUUAUAUUGUUUAUAAAUUACUUGAAUAACAGUCAAAUUCCAAUAGCGGACACAUUACAAAGUCAUUCUUCACUGCUUUCAUCCUUUAAAAAUUCGCUAUAUAUUUGUGUAUCACAGAAAUUUGACUUAAGGAAUAACUUAGUUGUAAUUGAAUUAACAUAUUAAACGAAACGCCAAACGAGUAUAA